CCGCGGGCGUCGGCAGAGUCGGCGGCGUCGGCGGCUGUGGCGGCGGUGGCGGGUGGGAAAUGGCGGAGUACCUGGCCUCCAUCUUCGGCACCGAGAAAGACAAAGUCAACUGCUCGUUUUACUUCAAGAUCGGAGCGUGUCGCCAUGGAGACAGGUGCUCUCGGCUGCACAACAAGCCCACCUUCAGCCAGACCAUCUUGAUUCAAAACAUCUAUCGUAAUCCCCAAAACAGUGCACAGACGGCUGACGGCUCACACUGCGCCGUGAGUGACGUGGAGAUGCAGGAGCACUAUGAUGAGUUCUUUGAGGAAGUGUUCACGGAGAUGGAGGAGAAGUACGGGGAGGUGGAAGAGAUGAACGUGUGCGACAACCUGGGCGACCACCUGGUGGGGAACGUGUAUGUCAAGUUCCGCCGUGAGGAGGACGCGGAGAAGGCCGUGAUCGACCUGAACAACCGCUGGUUCAACGGGCAGCCGAUCCACGCCGAGCUCUCCCCCGUGACCGACUUCCGGGAAGCCUGCUGCCGCCAGUACGAGAUGGGGGAGUGCACGCGGGGCGGCUUCUGCAACUUCAUGCACCUGAAGCCCAUCUCCAGGGAGCUGCGGCGGGAGCUGUAUGGGCGCCGGCGCAAGAAGCAUAGGUCGAGGUCCCGGUCCCGGGAGCGGCGCUCUCGGUCUAGAGACCGUGGUCGUGGCGGCGGCGGCGGUGGCGGAGGCGGCGGGGGCCGGGAACGCGACAGGCGGCGGUCGAGAGACCGGGAGAGGUCGGGGCGGUUCUGAGCCGCCGUUGUUGCCAGUGUCUAGCCUUGUAGUUGAUUGACCAAACCAGUUCAUAAUGGGAAUUUUUUUUAAAAAACAACAAAAAAAAAACACAAAGAUGGGUUUCUGAAUAAAAUUUGUAGUGAUACGGUA
Lepus europaeus (European hare) is the source of this 911-nucleotide messenger RNA. It is a transcript of the gene U2AF1, whose product is annotated as U2 small nuclear RNA auxiliary factor 1. Gene Ontology annotation, molecular function: pre-mRNA 3'-splice site binding; metal ion binding. Gene Ontology annotation, biological process: mRNA splicing, via spliceosome. The transcript is spliced from 8 exons. The coding region runs from base 60 to 779 and encodes 239 amino acids. Lineage: Eukaryota; Metazoa; Chordata; Mammalia; Lagomorpha; Leporidae. The record is from RefSeq and is a predicted model, not a curated record. Gene Ontology annotation, cellular component: spliceosomal complex; U2AF complex.